GUGGGUCACAUUAAUAAAUGAACAUUAACAUAAAAUUCUCACUUUUUUCCUAUAAUUUCAGCCGAUUUCAGCUCUGCCACCAUGGGGACAAGCAGUGUUAGUACUUCUGGGACUAUACCAUACAUGGCCCCAGAAGUACUCAGCAACAUUAGCACCAAGACCAUCCGCUACAACUCUAAGGCUGAUAUAUGGUCAUUGGGAAUAUCAGCGCUGGAAAUGGCAGAAGGAUAUUAUCCAUUCAGCAGACUUCCCGAAAAUAAGCUGAUGAAGAGGGUUAUGCACGGUCCCGCACCAACAUUACUAUGGGACAAAUGGAGUGACAACUUUCGUGCAUUCAUCAGCAAAAUCCUCCAAAAGAAUGCAGCGUGGAGACCCUCUGCAGAGCAGCUACUGUCACACCCCUUCAUAUCAAAUAUCCCAAAUGAGAGGGGUGUGACUGGUUCCAUCAAGUGGUACCUGCAUUAAGGUAAGGGAACUGCUCAUUCUCAUUAUAAUUCACUUGAUGUAUAGACUAUAUCCAUCUACUGCUCUUAUUCAUACAAUAUUCUCGCCCUUUCUUACAUAUACUAUAAUUCUCUAACUAAAGCCGCCCAUAAUAAAGGCUGAGAUUGUAUAAGGGCAGAGGUCAGUGAACUAGGCCAAAUCUAUGAGAGAAACAAACAUGAUGAGAUGGGAGAAAAUGUAAUUAUUAAAUAGUUGUAGUUGACCUUUAAAUUAGCAAAGGGGAUGAGAUAUAAAACAUGCAGCACUCAUAAAGCAGAGACA
This is a messenger RNA of Xenopus laevis (African clawed frog), 765 nucleotides long. Its product is annotated as serine/threonine-protein kinase 3-like. The coding region runs from base 82 to 465 and encodes 127 amino acids. Lineage: Eukaryota; Metazoa; Chordata; Amphibia; Anura; Pipidae. The record is from RefSeq and is a predicted model, not a curated record. The transcript has 4 exons.